UCGAACGCAACGGUCUCGCUUCUCUUCUGCGACCCCCUGCGAGAGGACUCACGAGCCUGUGUGCGUACACGUUCCAUCGGUUCCUCCGGGGAGAGACUUGCGCGCGCGAAGAGCACUUCGCCGAAUGCUUCGUCCGAGAUCAGAGUCGACGCCGGUUCGCGUAGCGGAUGUUCGUGCGUGAGACUGCUCUCACUUCGCAUCGCUCCAUUUUCAUCACACUGAGGAAACGCGGGUGAAGACGAAAGGCUGUACACAGACGCACCACCGCCCGGCGACGCGGUGAUCAUCGCGAAAUCCUGCUCGACCAACUCGAGGGGGAAGCUAACAAGGAAAAUGACAAGAUAUCGAGAUGAGUGAUUCAUCGAAAACAACCGAGAUGGAGACGUAUUCCGAGGAGAAUUGUUUGAAGGUGUCUUCGCCAAUGCAAAACGUGGCGCGGCAAGACUCGGGCGUACCGGAAGAUCUCGCUUCGCCUAUUAACGAUGAGACACGGCCUCUCAACGAGGAGGAUCCGGAUCUCACGGUGAACAGCGAAUGCAACAUUACGGUCAUCCACAUCAGCGAAACGCAGGACAGCAAGAAUAGCGAGAAGUCGCUGAACGAAAAUAAAGAUAGCAAGGAUGGCAGCGACAGCGGUGUCGAGGGCUGCGCAACCGAAGCUUCAAGAUUGUUUAUGCGAAACUCGCAGGUACGUAGGAACAGCGUCGAUUACGGGAGCAGUUGCGGCGGGCUUGACGAGGCGUCGUGCGACUCCAGCCUCGUCAGUUGCUGUUCUGUGUAUGAGGACCCCUGCGCUACGUUGCCGGACGACGUUCGGCUCGGUACUACCGGCGGCGAAGGCACCAGCGAAGGUGGCAGCGAGAGUUCAUCCAUCGCCGGUAGCGUGUCUGUACGCACGAGUCGCAUGAACGUGAAGAGGGCUACGACGGUUUCCAGCGCGGCGAAGAAGAAAACAGCAGGUGUUGAAUCACAGAAGCCCAUCCGCGCGAAACCGAUUACGACGACCUCGAGCACGAGCUUGAACACAGCGACGCCUCGGUCCAAAUCGCGAACGGCCACACCGAGGAACAUCCUGGCCAAGACUCCGAGCGCGAGCAGGGAGAGGGGAGAGCGGGAUCGGGCACGAUCGAGGGAGAAGUCUAGCGCCAGGGAGUCGAGCUCCUCCCUGAUCACGGAAGUCGCUAAGACCUCCAUUGCUAGUCGUGCUAUGCCGGCGUACGGUUGCCGCUCCAGCACCGGUGCCGCUUCCUCCAAUACUGUGUCCACCUCCACCUCGUCCUUCACGAGAACGAGGACGAGAGCGUUGCCCGAUUCAUUGCCGUCCGUGUUGACCACGGAGAUCAACAAGGAUCUCGCCCAACGCAGCGGCGUGGGCGCGGUGAGAGCAGUCGCCAGGAGCGACUCGAGAUCUAGGACCGCGUCCAGCACGCGAGGAUCGCGCACGCCAGCCUCCACACCGUCCGAAGACACGAGGUCGAAAAUACCGUCCUUAUCGAGCGCUCGCGUACUUUACUCCACGCGCACCGAUACCGUCAUCGCGAAAAGCAUGCGUGCGGACAAAGCGGCCGUGACGAACAGCGGUCAAGACAACAAGGCGCUGGACACGUACGCGACGUUACCGCGUAGAAAUAGAAAUAAGCUCGCGAUUUCGAAGAACCCCGGCGAGAAGAUGGACGGCAACGGUAAGACAACGAGAAGCAGACCUGGCAGUCGAGACGCCAGUCUCAGCAGAGCCGUUGAGAAGAGAAUCGCCGGCGCGAAGGAGUUGUCCGUUGGUCACAAGAGUUUACCUCCGUACCCCAGGCACAGGACGGCCGAGAGGACUCGCAUUUACCAUGAGACCAGCGCGCAGACCGGUUUGACCGGGCAGGACAUCGAAAAUGCGAUGUCCGGGCAGCCGAGUGCGGUGGCCGGGCCCGAAGUCAUUGAGAGGCUGCACAAAAGUUGUCAGACGGAGGAUGCGUGGGAUGAUAUGUGUGAUAACUUGAAACGGCUGAGCGAGGAGAAUGACGUGCGGAAGGAGGAGAAUGAGAAACUGAAGCUCGAGCUGGUCGAAGUGAAUCGCCUGUUGGAGGAGGAACGAGCCGAUCAUGCGUUCGCGCGGCAGGAGCUUGAUAGAAAUGCACAGCGAGUGUUGGCUAUGUUGGGCACGCCGCAAUCGGAACAAGCAGACGGCAGCGACAGUUUCCUCGAGCUGGAGUGUCACAUACAAUCGUCGGGACAAGUAGUCGCUAAUCAGCUAAUCGAGAUAGCUGAUUUACAAUCGCUCUGCCGCAUGUUGAACAGGGAUCUGGACAAGAGCUUAGCCGCGCAAAAGGCUUUACUACAACAGCAGCAAGAAUUAGAGGCCGAGUCAGCGGAAAUGCAAGAUUUUCUUCAAGAGGAGAAGGCUACCUUGGCGGACGCGCUUAAAGACGCUGAAUUGGAGCUUAAGAAGAAAGAGGAGUCUUUGAUACAACGAGAGGCGGAAUUGGAAAGGCAAACGGAAGAAUGUAAACAUUUAGUACGAAUUAGCGAACAGAGAAGACAAGAGAAUCUAUCUAUGAGCAUGAAACUGAACGCCGUCGAACGACGAAGCAGGGAACUUUUGCUCACUCAAGGUGCUGCCAUGUCCGGCGCGGCUGUUGCCCUCUCCGGGCUUGGUACCAGAUUAGAGGGAUUAGUAGAUCAAUUAAUUGCUUCUUAUAACAUUUCAGGAAAAGAUCUUGAGGACGUCAUAUAUCAUAAUGAAGCGUACAGCAGAAGUAACAGUAGCGUCGAGUCUAGUCCUGUUAGCUCUAAGCAAAGUUUGAAGGAAUGCACACCAAGUCCAAAGAGUGGAUCUUUCGUUUCCGCUGUGAUCGGCGCGAUUCGCAACGCUGCGACGCAUCCUUUCGCAGCUAGGAAUAUUGACAAGAAAUCCAAUCUGGAUUCGUCCAAACAGAUCUACAAAGAAUUAAGCAUGGAAUCAUCAUCCGAUUUGUUGGACUUUGAGACUGAGCCCUGCCUGAUGAUGGAAAGCGUUUUGGAAGAUGUACCCUUACCCGACACGUACUCGCACAACAUGGUAUCGAGUAGCGAUUCUCUGCGCAGAGCGUUGAGCUUUCCCGAAACAGUGGACGAGCAUAACAUGAGGAAGUCAAAGAUCAGUGACGAGUGCACUAGUCUCACAAAUCUCACUCAGGCGAUCUUGCAUCGUCGUAAAGUGGAAGACGAGGGUGACGAGGAUUGCGAUUCUGUGAGCGAAUCCGAUACCGGUACCAACGAUGGUCCUGCUCCUAUGACAGAUUAUUGUCCGCCUGUGGGUCUCGUUGAUCAAGUGAUUGACGUAGAUAAUCUCGUGACGAAGCUCUUGAAAGUUCUACGAAUCAUACAACUGGAUAAUGAUACGUGUAUACAGGAAUUGAAAGAAGAAAGGUCCAACUUAGAGUCGAAACUAGAAGCGACUGUGACGGAACUGAACGAACUGCGCAAGAUUAUCGAUAAUCUUCAUCAAUCGUCGGAGGAAGUGUUGAACAACGCGUCCGAUCGACGGCGUAGCGUCGUGGAGAAUUGUCGCAUUCUGAUCAAAGAGAUCGCAGUAACUCAUAAGCCGAAGGAAAACUAUUGAUCUCGCUAUUGACAGCUGUUGACAUUUCUCCUCCACUCGACCUCCGUAACUUCCUGGCGAGCUCCAUAGAUCUCCGCGAAGAACAAUUUGCGUGUAUUUGCAGAGUACAACGUCCGUGCCGUAUCGAAGACGUCCGAAACGCGUCCACGAUCGCCUAUCGAAGAGGCGAGAACGAACCUCUCGCAGUAACGAGUUCGCGGAUAAGUGGCGGGCAACAAGAGGAAGCUCGCGAAGAUUGUAACGCGGAACUGUCAAGGCUGACUUCUGAUCGUCGUCAACGAGGUAUCAAUGGCACGUUCACGUGUCUUCCACGGCGGUAACCAGUUCUAUGAAAAAAGAAGAAGAAGAAGAAGAAGAAGGCGAAGAGAGGAAGAGGAGGAGAAGUGAAGAAAAGGACGCGAUGACGCCGAAGACAGUAUGUUGUGCACGUGUGUCCGAUAGUUGUUACACUCCAUGUGCGAGCAUCGUGUAUACAGACGCGUCCGCAGACGUGUGUACACAUUUGUAGUAAGCGAUCUGUAAAGGGCAAUGUCCUAUCGUGGCCGCGGCGAGUUCGUUUCCCCGAUCUGCCGCCCGGCGCCUAUUACCGUAACCUUGCCCUUGCUCUCUCUCUCUCUCUCUUUCCCUCCCUCCCUCCCCCUCUCUGUCUGCCCCCUCUCUCUUCCUCUUUUUCUUUCUGCCGCGUGCGCUUCCGCCACGCCAUCGGCAACACCGUCACACCAGCGCAGAAAGCACCUUUGGAAACGACCUUCGCUUCCGGGGAUUCCCAGGAGCCCAUACCAUGCGCCUUAUAUGGCUAUCCGUCUCUGACCGGACCGGGCCUACGCUUUGAGGACUCUCAGGAUAUAGAGACCGAUAGCAGCAGAUCUUCCGACGUACACGCUAUUUUUGUACCACGGACCAAGAGGUACCAAGAGUACGCAGAAAGGAAAAGAAGAAAGAGAAAAAAACGCGAAGAGAAAGAGAGAGA
Harpegnathos saltator (Jerdon's jumping ant) is the source of this 4559-nucleotide messenger RNA. It is a transcript of the gene corn, whose product is annotated as microtubule-binding protein cornetto. NCBI's taxonomy places the organism in Eukaryota, Metazoa, Arthropoda, Insecta, Hymenoptera, Formicidae. The transcript has 12 exons. Bases 350 to 3589 code for a protein of 1079 amino acids. The record is from RefSeq and is a predicted model, not a curated record.